Molecule: messenger RNA, 279 nt
Organism: Arabidopsis lyrata subsp. lyrata
Lineage: Eukaryota; Viridiplantae; Streptophyta; Magnoliopsida; Brassicales; Brassicaceae
Exons: 2
Coding region: 23-184 (53 amino acids)
Source: RefSeq, a predicted model, not a curated record
UCCAAAAUCAAAAGCCGAUUUGAUGAAAUUCGAUGUGAAGACGAUCGUCAAGGACAAGAGAUUCUGGGUCGCUUCCUUCCUCAUCGUCUGGGCUGCUGGUCUUCAGGGUCACAUGAUGUGGCUGCAGAAGCAAGAAUCUUUCAAGCAGAAAUUCGGAACAAUCGAUGAAGACGAUCACAAGUGAUUCAUGAGUUUAUAUGUCUUUCUUGUUUUUUUUGUAUUUGUGAGUCUUGAGGAUAACUAGAUUUAUAUGAAAUUUAAUCAUACAUUAUUACUCUG